UGCACUGAGAAAGGAAGCCAACGGUGCAAACUUUUACAUUAGAGAUGUUUGGUCAAUAGUGUGAAAUCUGAACUUCUUCACAACAGUUUUUCCACACAGGGGAAUUUUUGUAAAUGACGUAACUGGAGGAUGUGGAACCUACUUUAGCCUGUGUGAAACAAAGGUGAAGCAUUAAACAUCAGAGAGCGCCGAGUGAUUAGACUUCAAACAAGAUAAGGCUGAGGAGAAGGUAAGCAGGAUGACGGACGUAGAGAUCCAAAAAACUCAGGGUGACUCUAUGACUCAGAGUGACCCUAGCCAUGCGAUGACAGCACCAAUGCAUGAUCCCCCUCCAUACAUGCCCCCUCCUUAUCCUACGGGCCCUGCCAUGUACCCCCAACCUGUUCCUGCACAAGCCGGCUUUAUCCAACCUGAUCUGCCCCCCGAAGAGGCAGGCGUCAUCAAAACAGAACCAAAUCUAGCAGAUGAUGAGGAACAUCAGAUGUUUGUGUCAUCCUUUGAAGAAGAUAAGGUUCAGAAAGCGUUUAUCAGAAAGGUGUUCAGUGUGAUAACGAUUCAGCUACUAGUCACGUUCACUGUAGUCUGUGUGUUCACCUUCUCAAAAACAGUCAAGGCAGCAGUUCGGCAUAAUAUCUGGGCGUACCUCAGUUCAUACAUCAUCUUUUUGGUGGUGGCCCUAUGUCUUUCCAUCUCAACCAAAUUCAGUCGCUCACAUCCCUGGAACCUGAUUGGACUGUCAGUGAUCACGCUGAGUCUGUCCUACAUGGUGGGAACUGUAGCCUCAUAUCACAACACAGAUGCUGUGAUCAUCGCUUUAGGAUCAACUCUGGUCAUCUCAUUCACCAUCAUCAUUUUCUCUGCCCAGACUCGUUUGGACUUCACCAUUUGUAAUGGCAUUCUGCUUGUACUGUCCGUCAACUUUCUCAUGUUUGGAUUCUUCACCAUCUUUUUCUACACCAAUGUUCUGCAAGUUUUCUACGGUUUUCUGGGAGCCCUUCUUUACGCUAUGUUCCUGGCAGUGGACUGUCAGUUGGUGAUGGGCAGGAAAAAAUACAGCCUUAGUCCUGAAGAGUAUGUCUUCGCUGCCUUAAUUAUCUACCUGGAUAUCAUUCUAAUAUUCCUCUACAUUCUUAUGAUUUUGAGCGGAGGCUCCAAAAGUUAAAUACAUGCACAUCUUGUGGCACUCCAUGUCUGCACAUGCCUGAUGAUAUUCAACCUUGCGACCUCAAGUAUUCUCACGUCACAAGUCUGCUAUGCUCCCUCUACUGUUCACUGCCCCUGCUGCUUGUAUCUGUUUGUUUCUAUUUUUGCAAGUUGCACUUUUUUUAUAUAGCAGAUAAUCAUGUUGUAAAUUGCACCAUUUCCAUUUGUUGAUCACAAGAACAUUUUGUAAGUCUCCUAAAUGACUUAAAUCUUAAAGACUUAUACACCUAUGGUGAUAAACACCACAAAGAUGUGAAUCAUGAAAUACUUUGACACUUAUAUGCCCCUGUAAUAAUGUGACUGCUCUUUCUUAUUUAUGCUUUAAUGAAAUCAAUAAAUUCUGUUUUAUUAAAAAAAACAGAUGUUUAAUAUGCAUAUUUAAAGAAAAAUAUACUAAAACCUACUACAGGGCUGUUGAAUGCUUGAAUCUGAUUGGUUGACGAACGUUCUAAUUAUUUUCAGGAAAACACAUGGCUAAAGUACAAACCCGAUUCCAAAAAAGUUGGGACACUGUACAAAUUGUGAAUAAAAAAGGAAUGCAAUGA
Molecule: messenger RNA, 1748 nt
Organism: Ctenopharyngodon idella (grass carp)
Lineage: Eukaryota; Metazoa; Chordata; Actinopteri; Cypriniformes; Xenocyprididae
Product: protein lifeguard 1
Exons: 7
Coding region: 239-1162 (307 amino acids)
Biological process (GO): negative regulation of apoptotic signaling pathway
Cellular component (GO): endoplasmic reticulum; Golgi apparatus; membrane
Source: RefSeq, a predicted model, not a curated record